AUGGGUACCUGUUCUUGCAACGAAUCCGUCAACGGUUAUCUUGUUUUGUGCGAUAAGCCAAAGAUGGACCUGGGCGACGACUCGGCCGGUGGGAAUGGUUCAAACUGGGAUCACCUGAGCUGGCAAGCUGCCGCCGCCGUUGGUCGUCGUCGUCGUCGCAGGCAGCGAGGACGCAAUGCUGACCGCACCGUCAUGCUCGGACAAGGUUUGCACUGUUUAGCGGGGAAGGAGGAGGGGAGCCGUACUGCCGCCAGCGAUUACAUUUGGGCUCUUUAUUCUGUUAUCAUCACUGAUUCAUCCUGA
This is a messenger RNA of Acaulospora colombiana, 303 nucleotides long. The record is from the annotation of a GenBank genome assembly. NCBI's taxonomy places the organism in Eukaryota, Fungi, Glomeromycota, Glomeromycetes, Diversisporales, Acaulosporaceae.